AUGCUGUCCCCUCGUCGUCGACGGGGGACAACGACGACGAGGCGGCCGGCGAUCGACAGAGACUCGGAUGACGAAGGAGCAAGAGCUGAGAUCAGUUGCUCGGCCGCCCGAUCCGGCAGCAGCAGCGGCCGACUCGCCAUUUAUACUCUACUUUUAUACCAUCCAGCAGUGUGUGUUUCUUCUCGUCGACGUUGUCGCUGUCGCUGCAUUCCUCAUAAACAGGGAGGUUCAGUUCCGAGUACCCGUCAGAGUUGUGGAGAGUCGCGAGUUCGCAGUGAGUUUGGGCGCUAUGUGUCGCAGUCUUCGUCGCCGUCGUUGUCUCUACUGGUCCUGAAACCGACAGCCAUUAGUAGAAUGGAGUCCGCGUCGGCGACACUUCCCUGGUGCUUCGUUCUCGCUGCUGUCGUGGCUCGAUUCCCACACACGUCGGCGUCGGCGCAGGCAGCCAGAAGUCCUCCGAUCAUCUACGGGAACAUCGAGCCAGUUGUAGCCAUUUCAGGCGAAUCAGUUAAGCUUUAUUGUCCCGUCGGAGGCGAUCCAACACCAUUUUACGAAUGGUUCAAGAACGGCGAGGAGAUUUUGGGCGAUGAUGUGUACGCAGACGCGAGGAACAGGAUUCGAAUCAUGGGCCACGCUCUCAAGAUAAAAAGAACCCGGGCCGAGGACUCGGGCAUCUACGAGUGCCGUGCCAUCAACGGAUUUGGCACGGUCACGGUCGAGGUCGAGCUGUUUGUGCAGAAUAAAUCAGAAAUUCUUAGCAAUGACUACGUGUCGAACCGAGAACGAAUGUCAACUCCCAGGAUCGUGGAAAAGUCGGUUUCUGAGCAAAAUGACGGUGUAUUUCGACUGUCACCUGGAACGGAUUUCCGAUUGCGAUGCGUUGUUCUCGGAGAUCCACUGCCUACUGUUCGCUGGUUCAGGGUAAAAAUUCUUAGCAAUGACUACGUGUCGAACCGAGAACGAAUGUCAACUCCCAGGAUCGUGGAAAAGUCGGUUUCUGAGCAAAAUGACGGUGUAUUUCGACUGUCACCUGGGACGGAUUUCCGAUUGCGAUGCGUUGUUCUCGGAGAUCCACUGCCUACUGUUCGCUGGUUCAGGGAAGGAAUGGAACUGAAGACCGGUGGUUGGAGGGACAAAUCAAAUUCGCGAUGGUCCCAUAUUUUCCAACCUCUGCGAACGUCGGAUUCGGGCGAAUAUUCGUGCAGAGCAUCGAGCAAAUCCGGGCAAGCUGCGGCAAAUUUCACCGUCAUUCUCGACGAACUCUUUUUGAUUUGCCAUUUAUUUUCAGCAGAGAAAAUCGCUGGCAAAUCGCAGACUUCUUCCCCGGUUCACGCUCUGGUGACGAGCAGCGAGUUUGUGAAUCAAUCAGCGAUCAUGGGAACAAACGUCGCCCUUUCUUGCGAAGUCAAAUCCGAUUCCAGGCUGCUGCUUCACUGGGUAAAGCGAGUGGAGGAAUCUGCGGAAGAUCGCGGAGCUGCGGACGCAGACUUGAUCGUAUUCGAGGGGCAUUCCUACAGGGAUGUGAACGGGUCUUCGGUCAUGGGAUCCACGGAUCCGAGCAGUGGCCGACCUCGGCUCGAGGUCACGUUGGAAUCCGUGCGACGCGACACAGCCGGUGUGUACGUUUGUCUGGCCACCAACGACGUCGGCGGUCGAUUUCAAGUCAAGAGCGUGCAUCUCAUCGUCAGCGAAACUGCACCACCGCGUGAGUUUUCCUUAAUAUUCCCACUUUAUCCCCUGUCUCGAAAUUCUCUGGAU
Notodromas monacha is the source of this 1758-nucleotide messenger RNA. NCBI's taxonomy places the organism in Eukaryota, Metazoa, Arthropoda, Ostracoda, Podocopida, Cyprididae. The record is from the annotation of a GenBank genome assembly.